Molecule: messenger RNA, 1242 nt
Organism: Stylonychia lemnae
Lineage: Eukaryota; Ciliophora; Spirotrichea; Sporadotrichida; Oxytrichidae
Source: the annotation of a GenBank genome assembly
AUGGAUGAUAACUCACUUGUGAUGCUGGUUUCCAGCAGUGAUAAUAGUCUUAUCCAUCGAAAUCAUGAUAAAGACACCAAUACUUCCCAGCUGAGUCAGAGUCAUCUAAGUCAGAAUAACCUAAUGAUUGAAGAUGACUUCAGCCAUAGAGAAAAUGAACCAGAUAAUGAAUCUAUCUAGAUAUCACAGUCCUCUCUAAAAUCAAAAAAAUAGAAGAAAAGUUCGAGUAAUAAAAAAGAAGAAGAAAAAGAUAAGAAAAUUCGAAGGAAAAAUAGCUGGAUAGUGGAUAUGGAGGAUAUUCUUGAUGACGAAAUUGAACUUCAAUCGACAUUUAAAGGAAGUAAAAAACUGAUAGAAUUUGUGCCAAUAGAAGAUGAUGAGAAAUUAUAACAAUACUAAAACCUUGUAAUGCCUGUGAUAGUCAAUCUAAGAUAGAAUACUAGUUAGCGGGAAUAACAGAAUAAAAAGCAGCGGCAAAUAGAUGAUGAAGAGGUGAAUCAUCAAAUAAGUUAAAUGAAUGCAGCUACAGAGAAUUAUGUUCCUGAGAGAGGGGUCUUUAAAAAAUCUCAAACAAAAACAGAAUCCUGCAUAAAUGAGACUCUAGGCGAUUUACAGAUGCAGUUGAUCAUGUCUAUCCUGCAAGAAACACUUGAUAUCUACAGAUUCAAAAGAAUAUACAAUGCAGAGCUGAUUAUGAGGCUACUCUCUCAAAAGUGCUUGAUAAAAUAUGCCAAAUUAAUUCCAUAGAAACUAAUAACUCCAAGAGAGAAUUUAAUGUAACAGUAGCCUUAAACAAGAAAAGAAGAUUAGUUUUUACUUGAUCCAUGUGAGUCACUUAGUAAACUGUUUCUUGAUCUCGGCUCCUACCCUAUUCAGUACUUCACUUACACCUAAACCAGAUCUAAUACAAUAAUGUACAUUCCUCCCAAGAGUAAUGAAAACCUGAUUGUCUUAGGCAGUGAGAAUCAAAUGCAUGAAUUCAGAUUUAAAUAUGAUAUUCAAUUGAUUUACCCAGAAAUAAUAAACUACCAAUUAUAAGAAGAUAUUGACAAGAUAAAUAGAUAUAUUAGGCCGAUAAAGCAGGAACUAUUUCGCACAGAAAAGACCUUGAUGCUCUAUAUUAUAAUUGGCCUUAUUGUUACUGGGUUUUUGGCAAUAUUAGUGGGCCUUCUAUAUUCUUACAUUAUUUCUAUUGUCUUUACCAUUAUUUUCAUCUGUGGACUGAUUUACAUGCAUCUAUGA